This is a messenger RNA of Cordyceps militaris CM01, 414 nucleotides long. RefSeq lists its product as uncharacterized. NCBI's taxonomy places the organism in Eukaryota, Fungi, Ascomycota, Sordariomycetes, Hypocreales, Cordycipitaceae. The transcript has a single exon. The record is from RefSeq and is a predicted model, not a curated record. The coding region runs from base 1 to 414 and encodes 137 amino acids.
AUGUUCAACGCGACCGGAUCCCGGACUGAAGAGCAGAUCUUCGAGGCACAGACCAAUACUCAGCUGGUCGACAAAAAUCUCAAGCAGGCUAAAAACACGGGUAUACCUGCGAGCAAACGAGUCGCGGCGCUCGACACCACCAUGUCCACUCUUGAGAACAAUUACGAAGGGUUCGAUUUUUCGACUUAUGCGGAAGAUGCUCUCUGUCUGUACCAUGCGUCCUUCAAGGGUGACGCAUUUGUCGGAGAAGCAGGGAUGGACGAGCUCAAAGCCCUAGUCGAGAAGCUCGAGAAGGAGAUGAAGAGGCGUGAGGAGUCCGGAAAGGAGAUGAUGGCGCGUGAGGAGAUGGUUAUUGAAGACCCUAAGCGCAGCGCUAUGCGUUAUUCGAUCAUCGAGGCAGAGCCGCGAGAUUGA